CGAAGAACAAGCAGCCAAAUCCAGUGAAUGCGGCUUCUGUUGAGCCUGUUGUCACAUCGGCGCAACCAAAUUCAGCUGCAGAAGAUGUUCAACCAGUCAAAAGGAAACACGCAGGCCUGAAGCUUACCUUUAGGGAAAGUGUUGCUGCCAACCGCAAGAUCACUAAUGGCGGAGUCACAGUUUCUGUCAGUGACAUGAGUAACACACGUGUUGGAAGCACGAAAGUUGGCGAUGGGAAAAUCACACCGUCGUAAGUUCCUUUUGGACUACAAUGUUGAUUCUUUCAGAACUCACCCUUUACUAUUUUGAUUGGAUAUGUGCAAUCCAAACCAGCACCAAGCACAAGCGACUGAGUGAUCCGGACUCCGAACUUGAAGGUCCCAUCGCAGACUGGGUGGACAAAAUUGCGUCCCGACCUCAGUUGAAGCCAUCUGCACCACCUAGUGCCCGACCCUCCAAGACAUCACACAUCGCAGAUGUGGACUACGACGAUCCACCUGAAGAGUUUGAUGAGCAGCCAAGAAAGCGGGGUGCAAAGGGCAUUGUGCAGCUGAUUGAGAAACGAAAAGACGCUGCGAGAGGCAAAAAGCGGGCAACCUCUGUGAUAGAAGAACCGGAGGAUAUUGCAUUCCUUGCUGACACGGAAGAUGAGGUUGAGAUUCUUGAUGACCCACAGGCCGCCGAAGACGAGGACUCACAGGCCCCCGAAGACGAGGAUCCACAGGCCCCCAGAGACGAGGACACACAGGCCGUCAAAGAUGAGGACCUGUAUCAGCAGCGCAAGGACGUUGGAGGGAUCACUGUGGGUGAAGAUGAUAUGAUGGUGGAUGAUGGCGAAAAUGCUCACAUGGAGGCUGAGACGAUCCGAGUCAAGGCCGAGAGUCGGGUUACCAGUUUGAUGUCAGUGGAUAUAUCGGACAAGAAAACGGUCAUGAAUGCAAGGUCAGAAAACAGUCGCGGAAAAAUCAAGAAAGGAAAGCCCAACAAUGCGGACCUACCCAGUGGAAUAUACGAGCACUGGCGGGCCAAAUUUGUUCCUUGUUUGAUGUACUGGGUAGGUAAUAGCGACCACCCAUGGACCAUCACUGAGGUGGAACUUGGGAAUGUCCUCGAAGACAUAUAUAACGCAGUGCGAUCACGCGAACAGGGACCUGCUGAUUUUGAUAUCGAUGGUCGCGCAUUUUAUGUGGCGAGUCAAAAGAUCCACGAGUGGCGAGCUGGAUUUGGCUCGGCUGCUGUCACCGUCUUAAUGACAUUUUUGACAUCAAUGCCUGAGUACAACACCCAGGCGGCACGCAAGGAAUACGCCGAGUAUCAACUUGAGGACCUCCGUUUCAUCUAUGAAGAUCCCGAUAAUGAAGAGCAACCAGGGGCAUUUCUGUCAGAGUUUAUCUUGCGCAUUUUUGCUGCGCACCUCGCCGCGAUUGCUGGGAAAGUAAGAGUGGAUGCACUAGUUGAGUUUGGGGAACCUGGAUAUCAGACCGCACUCGCACUGACAGCCGCAGCAGCUGAACGUGCUCUUACCUUGGUCCGAGAUGGGCUCGUAAUCGAGAACGUUACAUCUGACGACAAGAAAACUUACAAGAUCAUGCUAACCCUUAACGAAGCGACCAACAAGAUGAGUACAACCGGGACAGCAUUCUCCUGUGGAAAUUGGGAGACAGACACCCUCGCGUACAUGGACAGCGUCAAGGCACUCCCUCAUUCACGCAUCCAGGAGAUACUUACACGUGGAGAAGUGUUCAUGAAAUCCACACGUCGCAAAGGUCGAGAUGGUUCUGGUACCAGCGGCUCCACGGCACCAGCCAACAAACGUGCCCGCCUUCGCAUUUGACACGUCUGUAAUGUUCAUUUACCCCGUCAUUUUUUUCAACCGCUGAUAUUUAUUCAACAGGACUCAUCAUCCCUGCCGGUACAAAUUCAGCUCGUUCAAUAUUGACACCGGCUGCUCAGCCCAUCACGUAUACCCGUCAAUUUCCCCUCGACACGCUUCUAGUAUUCGUUAUUUCAUACAGCCACUACUGCAUACCCCUCGCUUGGACUUUGCUUUGCCUUAGUUUCGGCUCCUGCACCUA
Messenger RNA from Suillus clintonianus, 2075 nucleotides. RefSeq lists its product as uncharacterized. NCBI's taxonomy places the organism in Eukaryota, Fungi, Basidiomycota, Agaricomycetes, Boletales, Suillaceae. The record is from RefSeq and is a predicted model, not a curated record. The transcript has 7 exons. Bases 272 to 1834 code for a protein of 520 amino acids.